Staurois parvus is the source of this 939-nucleotide messenger RNA. The record is from the annotation of a GenBank genome assembly. Lineage: Eukaryota; Metazoa; Chordata; Amphibia; Anura; Ranidae.
AUGUCUACCUUAAACAGUCUGGAGGGCCCCUCGGAGCUGCCGGGAGAGGACUGUGUCAGCUUUUGUCUGUCUGGCAUGCCUGACAUUAAAGUAGAACAUGUGAUGGACUCAAACACAGAAGAAGGCCAGGCUCAGAAUGUGGCGAUGGGAAUGAAGUUCAUUUUGCCAAACAGAUUUGACAUGAAUGUUUGUUCUCGCUUUGUGAAGUCUUUAAACGAAGAAGAGAGUAAAAAUAUUCAAGAUCAAGUCAAUUCAGAUUUGGAAGUAGCUUCUGUAUUAUUUAAAGCUGAAUGCAAUAUACACACUUCACCAUCUCCGGGUAUACAAGUCAGACAUGUGUACACACCAUCAACAACCAAGCACUUUUCUCCCAUCAAGCAGUCUACAACACUGACAAAUAAACACAGAGGCAAUGAGGUAUCGACCACCCCGCUGCUAGUAAAUUCCCUGUCUGUUCAUCAGCUGGCUGCUCAGGGGGAGAUGGUCUAUUUGGCAAGCCGACUUGAACAAGAAAAUGUGAUUAAUCUCACAGAUGAAGAAGGCUUUACUCCUCUGAUGUGGGCUGCAGCACAUGGACAGAUUGCAGUGGUGGAAUUCCUUCUACAAAAUGGGGCCGAUCCUCAAAUCCUUGGAAAAGGACGGGAAAGUGCCUUGUCACUAGCUUGUAGCAAAGGUUACACGGAUAUAGUAAAAAUGCUGGUGGAGUGCGGAGUAGAUGUUAAUGAAUAUGACUGGAAUGGAGGAACACCACUGCUGUAUGCUGUACAUGGGAAUCACGUGAAAUGUGUGAAGAUCCUGUUAGAAAAUGGAGCGGAUCCAACCAUCGAGACAGACUCUGGAUACAACUCCAUGGAUCUGUCUGUAGCUCUUGGCCACAGGAGUGUUCAGCAGGUCAUUGAGAAUCAUCUCCUUCAGCUUCUCCAAAGUAUUAAGGAAUAA